CUUCGUAUAUUUAAAAUUCGAAAUUCUUACAUUUACUUGACUAUAGUAGUACAAGCGAAAUCUUUAAUAAGAUUUAUAUUUAAUUAAAAAAUUUUUUUUCUUCGAGUUUCUAAAUAAAAAAUUAUUUCUAAUACAAAAUCAAAAACGAUAAUUUCUUAAUAUCUAUUUUGAUAGUAAUAAAGUAUUUCAGUAGUAAAAGUUCAAAAGUUCUAUAUUGUAAAUUAUACGAAUCUUUUAAUUAAUUUUAUAAAGAAUUAAUAUUAAUUGUAUAACAUGAAUAUUUUAACAGAGGAUGAUGAAUUUGUCCCACUACAUUUUGUAUUUUGUAAUUUUUAUGGUGAAAAUACGUGUUUUUGUUGGAAUAAUGACAAAUUUGUUAUGUUUCCAUAUAUACAAGAAAAAUAUACAUCUUUGCUGCCAGUUUUUAUUGCACCAGGAUACAUAAAAGUUAUACAAUGUUUUUCCAAUAGAGUUUUCUUUACAUGUUUACCACAUGGUAUAUAUAAACUUUCAAGAGAUGGAAGAUUCAGUGUAUUAAGCAAAAGCGCUAUAAGUAUUGGUUCUAUAUUUUUUGAGAUACUGAAGACAAAGGAUGAUUGCUUAUAUUUGGAAAAUAAACAGAAGAAAUUAAGUAAAUUGUUACUCCAUCUGCCACCCAUGUCAAAACAGAUAGAAGAAUUAUGUACUUUUCCUUUGAAUAUGGAAAAUUUAGAACAUGAAUUUAGAAACAUAUUAUUAGAUGAAGUUAAUAUGUUAGAUAAUCUAUGUUUGAUUGGUAAUGGUAAAAAGUUAUUUACUUUAACAAAAGAAGUAAUUCAUUUAAUUUAUAGUUGUGAUAAUAAAAUAAUGAACAUUGUACCUAUACAGAAUGAUAAUAAGAUUAAUGGAUUAAUACUUAUAACAAAUACAGAUGCAAUUAUUGUUGUGCAUUCAAAAAAUAAUAUAUUAUGUUAUAAAAAAAUUUAUUUAGGAGUAGAUGUUAAAACUCUUUGCACAGGACUUAAUCAGCAGCAUAAUGAUAAAAUAUGGAUUGUUUAUUCUGAUGAAUCCAAAUUAUAUUACAUGACAAUGACACUUUCUACUGAAAUAUAUAAGAAAGUAAAAACAGAAGAAAAAAGUUUUGUCUGUAUACAAUAUUAUAAAGAAGAUAAAUUUGUAGGUCUAACUAAAACAAAAGAACUUCAUGAAUUAUCCAUUAAUGUAAUAGAAAAUUAUGUAAAUGAAGAAAUUUCCAAAGAUGAUUUUAUAGAUCUUCAUAGAGAUAUGUUGAAAGAUACAGAUUUAAUUGUUGAACAAAUUUAUGAAAAAGCAAAAGAAUUAGAAUUAUGGAAUAAAAUACUUCUUACCGAAGAAGAUAAACUUUAUAGAAUAAAUCUUUAUGCUUGCAAGAAGAAAAUACAAAUGUACCCUAAAAUGACAGUAUAUAGAAUAGCAAAACAAUUAUUUCUUAAUAUGGAUUUUCAAGAAAAUUUACCAAAAAAUGUUUAUAUUGUUUGCUCUUUGGUAUCCAAUUAUGAAACAACUUUCUCUAUCAAAGAAAUAGCAAAUAAUGAAACCUCAAUUGAUUUACCUAUAGCAAUAAAAAAAUUACUUAAUUCUUUACAAAUCAGAAUGGAUUUAGUAACAAUCAUAAAUGAAGAACAACCAUGGUUUCUUAUAAAGGAUUUUGUAACAGAUCCAAUUAUAGAUAGGAAAAAGAAGCUAAAAGAAAAGCAGGUCAAGAGAGACAAAACAAAUUUUAUAAAUGCUAAAAUAAAUCUUAUAAGGAAUUUAAUGUUGACAGAAAACUUAACUAUGAAGAAAUUAUCAGAAAUCAAAAAGAAGAUAAGAAAAGAAAUAUGUGACUUUUAAUUAAAAAAUAACUGGGCAUUUCUAUUAUACUUCCAAUACUGCAACUGGAACUCUUUGGUUGUUUCACUGAAUUUCUAAAACUAUUGUGUAUUCUGGGACCACCAAGUCGGUCUUGAAGUAUAUCCAAUGAUUUAACACUUUUCUUCGAACCAUUAGCACUACGAUCUUCUUUUUCAUCAUUUUUAUUAGAACAACGUUGUAGAAUUUUGGUAACACAGAGUCUAAAGUUUUCUGAGAAUAUACCAUAAAGAAUAGGAUUGACCACUGUAUUCAAUUGAGCUGUAAUAAGUGCCCAAAUGAAAUGAUGCGAUCUCAUAAAAAAAUCAGUUUGUUCAGGUGGUCUUUGAGCAUCAAUGAAAAGCAACAAAGCGAUGAUCGUUAUCGGCAACCACAUAACUAAAACGGCGACUACAUUUAAUAGUAAAAUCCGCAUGACGCGUAUAUGCUUGUGAAGACGGACUUCCUCGUGUUGCGACAUACUACCAGUUCUACCAGUACGUUCAACAACUGAUGAUGUAGAUAAUUUUCUUCCAACCCAUGGUAUUAACGACCCUACCACCGAUAAUUCCGAGUCUCUCCUGUUUCCUUUACCAGUGGUCAAGUCCUACAAGAUAUAAAAUUCAUCAAAUUAAAUUAAAAAGAAUUAACAGUCUGUUAAGACUUAACAUACCCACCUGAGCUACACAAGGUACGGCCCAUCUAUCUCGGGUAUUAAGGAUUUUUUUAAAUAUCUGUUGAUAGUGAUACACCAAAAGACUCAUUGGUAACAGACAAGUAAACGUAAGUGUUACUAUGGUAAAAAUAAGUGAUAUUUUCACCACUGAUUUCUGAGGGAAGACAAGAGUACAUAUUGUAACACCACCCGAGACCGCCUGUAACAGUUAAACGAAAAUACAAUUUUAAUAUAGUUUUUAUGCGAACAUAAUAAU
Molecule: messenger RNA, 2780 nt
Organism: Vespula pensylvanica (western yellowjacket)
Lineage: Eukaryota; Metazoa; Arthropoda; Insecta; Hymenoptera; Vespidae
Exons: 2
Coding region: 274-1851 (525 amino acids)
Source: RefSeq, a predicted model, not a curated record